UUGAAUUCAUUUAAAAAAUAAAAAGUGAAAUAUGGAAGUUGCAUGCACUGAGAUAAACCACAUGUUUUCAGGUAAUUGCGUGCAUUGUUACUUUAUUUCAGGUGUUUAAGUUCAUGUCGACGUACUUGGGUGAAGGAAAUAUCACUGGUUUUGUGGGCGAUAUUGUCACUGCACUAAGAUAUGCACACAAUUUCUCGAUCACUUUUGAUGUACUGGAGGGUUACGCCUAUGGAAAACUAAAAAACAGCUCGACCAAUGAGUGGACAGGCAUGGUAGGAGCUUUACAGUCAGGGAAAGCUGACCUAACUGUCUCCGAGUUGUCCAUCACAGAGGAGAGGCUGAAAGUUGUAACCUACACCCAGCCUAUCUAUAUCAUCAGCCGUAAGCUGUUUGUGGCCACCUAUGAGGACCUCGCCAAGAAGAUGCUAGCCUACACCACCCCAAUGGACACAGCGCUGUACUGGUGCAUCUUGGCUAACAUGAUAGGUCUGGCUGCCAUCCUCUUCUUCAUCGAACGACUCCAGAGGCUCUACAUACCCAUGGAAGAGAAGCCCGUUAGCUUUGGAGUCGCUGGUUGGUACAUGUUGUCAGCUCUCCUUCAGCAAGGCUCCAACACUUACCCGAUCAGCAUUGCAGCGCGGGUCAUAUACUGGGUUGGCUACAGUGUGUCCCUCAUUGUGUACACCUCAUACUCCGCCACGCUAGUCUCACACCUGGCCGUGGAGCAGCCGGCGCCUCUGCCCUUCAGCAACCUGCACCAGCUGUCCCGGCAGUCAGGCUGGGACGCGGGAUGCAGCAACAAUGACCUCUUCCAAGUGACGGCCUCACAAACGUGUGUGGACUCCCAGACAGAUGAGUGCCGAGUGCUGAGAGAGGCUUGGCAGAAAGUGGUGUUGAGAUCCCCAGAUAACUUAGUGAACUCCUACAGUGAGGGACUGGAGAAGGUCUUGAACAGUAAGUACGUGUUCAUAGGUGUGGACGUCACAACCAACUACUACAUCCGUGGCCUUCCCAUUGCCGACUCCUGCAGAAUCAAGGAACUGCCAGGCCGGUACAUCACAGGAGGCAUUGCGAUAGGCCUGCAAAAUAAUUCACCCUUCAGGAAGAUAUUUGACCACAGCUUGCAGAAGAUGCGUGAGUCGGGCCUGAUGAACAAACUGAGGACAAAGUGGCUUUCAGCAGGAACCUCUACGUGUGGCAGGAAGACUAAAAUCACGGCCAACCUCUCUGACGUAGCUGCAAUCUUCAUCCUCUUGAUGGGUGGUGCAACAUUUAGCUGUCUGCUGCUGCUGCUGGAAUAUGGGGUACAACAGGCAAGACAGAGGUGGUGGAUGAUGAAUUCCUGGGAUUUCCUGACCUGAAAGAAGCACAAACGAUGACAAGAGAUCUACGAGUACAUUGUUAAAGCCUUAAAUAUUCUACUAAUCUCAUUACAUGUAUUCAUUCUAUUCACUCUUAGAUUCCUUAAUUCCUUAAGGUGCAUUCAUAUGUAGUAUAUACUAGUGUCCCUUAUUCAUAUCACUACAAAUCAUGAAACAGUUAUUGAAGUUGUUCACAAAUAUGAAGUUUAGU
Molecule: messenger RNA, 1572 nt
Organism: Portunus trituberculatus (swimming crab)
Lineage: Eukaryota; Metazoa; Arthropoda; Malacostraca; Decapoda; Portunidae
Product: glutamate receptor ionotropic, kainate 5-like
Exons: 8
Coding region: 114-1361 (415 amino acids)
Cellular component (GO): membrane
Molecular function (GO): glutamate-gated receptor activity
Source: RefSeq, a predicted model, not a curated record